Enterobius vermicularis (human pinworm) is the source of this 2094-nucleotide messenger RNA. The record is from the annotation of a GenBank genome assembly. Lineage: Eukaryota; Metazoa; Nematoda; Chromadorea; Rhabditida; Oxyuridae.
AUGGUUACGGCAAUACAAAGUAUGGAACGACAGUUUCAGAUACCAUCAAAAUUUUCUGGAUUUAUGGUUAGCGCUAGUGAUUUUGGAUAUAUACCAACAGUUAUAUUUAUUGCGUAUUUUGGUUCAAGAGGAAAUCGAGCUAAAUGGAUAGCAGUGGGUUCAUUGAUGACUGCUUUCUCCUUCCUUUUAAUAGCUUCACCUAAUUUUUUUUUUCCGGCAGAAUCAACUCAUUUAAACUUAACAGCAUUUAAGGAUACAUUAAAACCAUCUUCAAAGUUAACAUCAACAAACGCUUCCAUAUCGGAUUUGAUUAAUUUUGCACCAAUUUAUGACCAAAUUCCGGCUGAUCUUAGAAGACGACUGUUAGUUCAUUUUGAUGAUACAGAAAAAGUUGAUCGAAUUCGUAGAGAUAUUGAAAAUUUACGUUCAAGUUCUGUCGAAGUUACUUCUGAAGCAAAUCUGUAUUCUGUUGAUGAAGACAUCAUUAUUCAGGUACUGGUUAUUGAAGAAAUGAACAAUAUCGUAAAAGGUAAUGGUGACUCAGAAAAACUUAAAAGUCUUUUGGAAACUUAUGUACAGAACCGAGCAAAAGAAGAAGAAAGCGAUCUUAUAAGCAUAAGACGUAGCGCUGCAGCACCAUUUUCUUUCUGCAAUCGGCUUAUCAACGAUUUAAGAGGUGUAAUAAAGGAUGACAAGUGUAGUCGAAAUACCUCUAAUAUGGGGCCGUUUUUGACGAUACUGACUGCAAUGCUUAUCCUUGGAGUUGCCAGAACAAUGCCUUGGUCUCUUGGAAUACCGGUAAUUGACGACAAUGUGAAACGAAGAAACUUACCGACAUAUUUUGCUGGUGUGUCAUUCUUUCGAAUUCUUGGUCCAAUUACCGGUUUCUUAAUCGGAAGCUUUUGUAAUAAGCUGUAUUUUACGCUUCGACCUCCACCGGGUUUAACUGCAGAUGACCCAAUAUGGAUUGGAGCUUGGUGGUUGGGUUUUUUAUUAAUUGGAGGUUUUUUGAUUGGUCCAUCGGGUCUCCUCUACUUCUUUCCAGCAAGUUACGUUGACUGUUUUUUAAUUACAGAUUUUGUUCGCUGUAAUUGCGAAGUGUUUCACUCAAAAGUUUAUGUAGCAUCAGUGCUGGCUCGAGUACUCGAUAUGCUUGCUUUCCGUGGCUAUAUGGUGUUUCUCCCAAAAUAUCUUGAAAAUCAUUAUGGUAUUCCGCAGUAUAAAACACACCGAUUAAUGGCUAUGUUUGGUGUUCUUGGUUUCGGACUAGGAACAGUUACUGGUGGACUAAUUAUGCGCAAGUUCAAGCUAAAUGGUCGCAAGGCUGCUGUUUAUCUGCUUAUUGUUUCAUCUUUCAAUGUUUUAUUAUUUUUCUCGAAAGCAUUUAUGAGCUGCAAUUCUAUUGUAAAUUCAGUCGGAAUUGCCGGAAUGGAAACAAAUAUGAAUUACACAAAAACGUGUAAUGCUGAGUGCAACUGUCAAGAUUCACCGCUAUUUCCAAUUUGUAGUGCGGAUGGAACACCUUACUUUUCACCAUGUCAUGCAGGAUGUAGGCAGGUUCGAGUAACGAGUUUGUCAUCUUAUCAGUUAGAAUUUUUCAACUGUGACUGUGAGCCUACCGGUGUCUUAAAGAAAGAAUUCUGCAAAGAUGGGUGUAAAUUUAUGACAGUAAUUUUCUUUGCCGCCGUCAUGCUUGGUUCCUUUAUGGCUGGUAGUGGUGUGGUCACAGGAAUGCUCAUUCUUUUAAGAUCUGUACCACCUGCAAGCAGAAGUAUUUCAUUGGGUUUACAAGGAUUUCUUGUUAGUCUUUUGGCAACAUUACCGUCGCCGUUUAUAUGGGGUGCUAUUUUUGACAGCGCUUGUAUAUUUUGGAACCGGCAGUGUUUUGGAAGACCAGGAGCUUGUGCUAUAUAUGAUCCUAAUAUGUUACGUCAACGUGCUCACUUUAUCUAUUCAUUAAUACGAUUAUUUUCAAUUGUAUCGGAUCUCUUUGUUGUUUAUCAUGCCAAAGGACUUAAUUUAUUAGAAGAAGAAAAAGAAGAGGAAAAACAAGAAUCUUCGGUUGACAAAGGUUUUGAGAAUAUUCCUUUGUAA